Molecule: messenger RNA, 642 nt
Organism: Fusarium tjaetaba
Lineage: Eukaryota; Fungi; Ascomycota; Sordariomycetes; Hypocreales; Nectriaceae
Product: metal dependent phosphohydrolase
Exons: 1
Coding region: 1-642 (213 amino acids)
Source: RefSeq, a predicted model, not a curated record
AUGGAACUUCCAACAAUUCCCACGCCAUCUUCCGUGGCAGAGUAUGUCAUAUCUGUUCUUCAAGCCUCCGAAAGCACACCCUACAUCGGAGAGCCUAUCUCUCAACUCCAGCAUUCUCUUCAAUGUGCUGCUCAAGCUGCCUCUGCUUCACCACCAGUGGACGAAGCAACUCAAAUUGCUGCAUUACUCCACGACAUCGGUCAAUACGCACCUGCGAAAGACCUCCACAAACUCACCGGCGGAGAAGCCAGAAACCUCGGUGGACAAGCAACAGGCUCAAGCGUCGGUAGAGUCGGGCACGAGACAUUAGGUGCACAAUUUGUUCUUGCGCUCGGAUUUUCUCAAAAGGUUGCGCGAUUGGUGGAAUCACAUGUUUCUGCUAAGCGAUAUUUAUGUGCCGUGGAUGAAGGGUACUUGAGCAAGCUUUCUGACGCGAGCAAGAAGAGUCUUGGUUACCAGGGCGGGCCGAUGAGUGAUGAUGAGAGGGAUGAGUUUGGUACUGAUGAGUGGUGUAAGGAAAUGUGCCAAUUGAGGGUAUGGGAUGACGAAGCCAAGAUCGAGGGGCUUGAGGUCAGGGACUUGGAGAGCUGGAGGCCGGUAUUGGAACGACAAUUAGAAUCAAGUCAGGGCAACAUGGUUUAG